GAAAUGGGGACAGGGCAGUUUUUGAGAAGGUAGGGUAUACUAUUUUAUCAAACAUAUACCAUCACGAUCAAUAGGCAUAUUUAUGGUCCCCGAACAGUUUUCCCCGUUUCGGAAAUACGCUGAGCUCGGGUUGCGCGCGCAAGUAAGUGUUCACGACGGAAAUGCUUGCGCGAGACAGGAGAGCGAAACGAGGGAGCGAAAACGGAGCGGAAUUAGUCAAGAGGAGAGAGGGUGGAGAACAGAGGAGAGGGGAAAGAAAGAGUUUGUGGUACGACGGCUGUCGGAGUCUUGGGCCUCGGUGGACGUGGCUUGGCUGAUUGAGUCGAAAGCGGCGAAAAACCCGAGACGAAAGGUUACCAAUAACAGGCAGGAAGAGAAAUGAAUCGGGACGCCAGCAGGAAUUGCACAGCUCAAUAUUUUCCUUGAUGAAAGGAUAAAGCUUCACCUCAACUGAACAGCAGUGUUGAAAUUUUGGGACUUUUAUUCAAGACUGGAGUAAGCACCAACCUAAGGCAAGCCAGAUUCAUUGUAUGGAACUUGAACAAUUUGACCCGACUGUGCAGCAGUCUGUCCACAUGGCAGAGUUGGAAGCUGAAAGUAUUACACUUGGACUGAACACACUAGCAUCAGAGUGUGUUACAGCAAGCCUUAACACACUAGUUUCUGAUUGUGUCAUGCCAAGUCUCAAUACACUGGCUUCUGAAUCUCUCAUGCCCAGCCUUAACUCACUCACACCAGAUUGUGUGACAUCAACUCUUAAUACCUUGACAUCUGAGAUCGUUGAGCCUAUGGUCAUGUUGCCAUGUGUGAAAAGUGAACCUAACCUAGACACGAUUCGUACUGUGGACCUUUCUGAAAUACAGCCUCUGAGCACUGCCGAGCUGGGUUCUGAGCAAAUAAAAAUGGAAAUCAGUGGCCUUGAUUACAUCAAAUCUGAGCACCACAGUGAACUCCAUUUUCUUCAUGGUACAGAGUUGGAGACCUACAAGGGGCAAUAUGAAUCGAGUUUGGUGUUUGAUUACAUUACUCAUGUGUCUGACAGUCUGGAAUACAUCAAGUCAGAGCAUCAUACUGAUCUUCAGUGUUACUAUGCUGCUGACCUGGGCACAAUUAAAGGUGAAUAUGAAUCUAACUUGAUAUCUAGUCACAAAAUGGAGAUGAAUGGCUUAGAGUCUAUUCAUAUGGCUGAGCUUAGGACAGAGUUAAACAAGCUCAGACCUGACAGUGUCAUAGAUUGCAUAGGGAAAGCAGAUCCUGAGUUUGGUGCUGGAAGCCCCUAUGAUUUGCCAUCUGUCCAGGAUGGUAAAGGGAAUGUUGGCCAUGGUAAAACUGGGGGAAAGGUGCAGAGCACAUCGCAGCGCAAACCACGUAACCUAACUGGUGAAAAGCCGUUUUCGUGCACUCAGUGUGGGAAAAACUUCAGCACUUUAGGAAACCUGAAGACACACCAGCGCAUUCACACAGGAGAGCGGCCCUACAGCUGCUCCCAGUGUGGAAAGAGCUUUGGUCAGGCAGGAAAUCUAAAGAGGCACCAACUUAUUCACACAGGACAGCGACCAUACAGCUGCAAUCACUGUACAAAAGGCUUUACCAAAGCUGAUGACCUAAGGGCUCAUCAGAGGAUCCACACUGGUGAAAAGCCCUACAAUUGUACUCAGUGUGGCAAGACCUUCAGUCAGCAGAAAGAACUGAAAGUCCACCAGAUGGGUCACACUGGAGAACGGCCCUUUUACUGCAGUCACUGUGGAAAAAGCUUCAGUAAGGAGAAUAGUUUUAGGACCCACCAGCAAAUUCACACUGGGGAAAAACAGUACAGCUGUUCCCAUUGUGGGAAGACUUUCAGCAACUCUGGAGUUCUAAAAACACAUGAGAAGAUUCAUUCUGGAGAGAGACCUUUUUGCUGCAGCCAAUGUGGUAAGAGCUUUGGCCGGUUAGGACAUCUUAAAGCACAUCAGCAAAUUCACACUGGAGAGCGGCCCUAUUCCUGUCUUCAGUGUGGGAAGAACUUUAGUCAGUCAGGCCACCUAAAAGCACAUGAACAAAUUCAUAAAAGAGAGAAACCAGAAAGUUCUAGCAGUGGCAGUUGUAAAAAAUAAUAGCAAUUAACAUUUUUAACUUAGUAUUACUGUUUUUAUAAAUGUAUUUUUUCCAUAUUUUUCUUGGCUAUCAGUUAUAACUGAUUUGUUUAUGCAAGUGUCUGAUGAGCUACAAUGAUGGAACCAAGGGACUGACAGACAGCUUUGUCAUCUGUCUACACUGUACUGUAUGGAAUGCAAUUCCAGCUGUAUUCCUCUUGUAGCUAUUCACUGUGUAUACCUUAAUAUUCUGUAAAUUCUAAACCAUGUACUGAAAAGUUAUUAAACUAAAAUAACAGCCUAAA
Paramormyrops kingsleyae is the source of this 2380-nucleotide messenger RNA. RefSeq lists its product as uncharacterized. Gene Ontology annotation, biological process: regulation of transcription by RNA polymerase II. The record is from RefSeq and is a predicted model, not a curated record. Lineage: Eukaryota; Metazoa; Chordata; Actinopteri; Osteoglossiformes; Mormyridae. Gene Ontology annotation, cellular component: nucleus. Gene Ontology annotation, molecular function: RNA polymerase II transcription regulatory region sequence-specific DNA binding; DNA-binding transcription factor activity, RNA polymerase II-specific.